AUGAUUAACCUCGCGAUCAUCGGAACCAACUGGAUCACCCAUUCUUUUGUUGAAGCCGCACACGCGACUGGGAAAUACAACCUGUCCGCAGUCUACUCACGAAAGGAAGAGACUGCCAAAGAGUUUGCAUCCAAGUACGAGGGCAAGCAAAUCACCACAUACACCGACCUCAAUGCCCUAGCACAAGACAAGAUUGACACAAUCUAUAUCGCCAGCCCGAACAUCCUACACUACGAGCAAGCCAAACUGUUUCUCAAUGCAGGCAAGAAUGUCAUCUUGGAGAAGCCCUCAUGCAGCACAGUCGAGGAGUUGGAUGAUCUGUUCAAGCUAGCCAAACAGAAGAAGGUCGUUCUUGUUGAGGCGUUCCGCCACAUCCAAGAAGCAAAUUUCAAACUCCUCAAGGAAAAGAUCUCCGACCUUGGUCCCCUGUACGGCGCCUCUAUCACCUUCGCCCAGUACUCUUCACGCUACGAGAAGGUUCUGCAAGGCGAAGUACCAAACAUCUUCAAUCUCGAGAUGGGCGGUGGCGCUCUCGUCGACUUGGGGGUAUACUGUGUGGCUGCAGCCGUCGAUCUCUUUGGCGCACCCACCUCUUCGCAGUACUACCCUGUCAAGAUCGCAACGGGAGCUGACGGUGCCGGUCGCUUGAUUCUCCACUACCCCAACUUCACUGUACACCUAUGCCAUUCCAAGAUCUACAACUCUGAUGCACCAUCUGAGAUCUAUGGCGAGAAGGGCACCCUGAUUGUACCAACCAUCACCGACAUCGACAAGAUCACUUUCUGGGAUCCUAAGAAGAAGUCAAGGGAAGAAGUACAAGGAGUCAAGACGCCUGAGAAGCUGAACUUGAUUGAAGAGGCAAGAGAGUUUGCGAGAUGCAUUGAAGAUAAGGACGAGGCUGCGCUAGGAAGACUGGAGCAGCAUAGCAGGGAUACUUUGGCGAUCAUGCAGAAGGUCAGGCACGACAAUGGCCUUGUCUUCCCAGGAGGAAAGUAA
Messenger RNA from Alternaria arborescens, 996 nucleotides. RefSeq lists its product as hypothetical. The transcript has a single exon. The record is from RefSeq and is a predicted model, not a curated record. The coding region runs from base 1 to 996 and encodes 331 amino acids. Gene Ontology annotation, molecular function: nucleotide binding. NCBI's taxonomy places the organism in Eukaryota, Fungi, Ascomycota, Dothideomycetes, Pleosporales, Pleosporaceae.